Molecule: messenger RNA, 2727 nt
Organism: Aphis gossypii (cotton aphid)
Lineage: Eukaryota; Metazoa; Arthropoda; Insecta; Hemiptera; Aphididae
Exons: 3
Coding region: 1-2727 (908 amino acids)
Biological process (GO): telomere maintenance; DNA repair
Molecular function (GO): DNA helicase activity
Source: RefSeq, a predicted model, not a curated record
AUGACGUACGUGCGAAAUUAUGGAACUCCGGAUUUAUUUAUUACGGUCACAUGCAAUCCGAAGUGGACGGAAAUUGAACACGAGUUGGAACCGGGUCAAAAACCGCAAGAUCGCCAUGACAUAAUCGCCAGAGUAUUUCAGCAAAAACUCAAGGUUAUGAUGGAUGUGCUUACUAAGUAUCGAGUUUUUGGUGACACACGUUGUUAUAUGUACUCGGUGGAAUGGCAGAAGCGUGGACUACCGCAUGCUCAUAUCCUAAUUUGGUUGCUGAACAAAUUACAUUCAAAUGAAGUGGAUGACAUCAUAUCAGCUGAAAUUCCUGAUCCAGUCACUGAUCCCCGUCUACACGACAUUGUGACGACACAGAUGGUGCAUGGACCGUGCGGUGCAUUAAAUCCAUUAUCGCCUUGCAUGGCUGAUGGAAAGUGCACAAAACGAUAUCCGCGACCGUUAGUUGCUGAAACAGUCACAGGGAACGAUGGAUAUCCAGUUUAUCGUCGGCGUUCAAAAGAAGAUAACGGUCGAACUAUCAAAGUUAAAGUUCAAAAUCAAGAGAUUGAGAUCGGAAAUGAAUUCAUUGUACCAUAUUGCCCGCUGCUAUCACGAAUUUUCGAAACACAUGCAAACGUUGAGAGUUGUCAUUCGGCCAAAUCAAUCAAAUAUUUGUGCAAGUACGUCACAAAAGGCAGCGACAUGGCUGUGUUUGGUAUUGCGUCGGACAAUGUGAAUGACGAAAUCAGCAACUUCCAAAUGGGCAGAUACGUCAGUACUAAUGAAGCACUGUGGCGAUUAUUGUCAUUUCAAAUUCAUGAAAGAUAUCCCACAUUUGUACAUUUAGCAGUGCAUUUGGAAAAUGGCCAAAGAGUUUACUUCACUGAGGCUAAUGCGGCACAACGAGCUGAGAGACCACCAUCGACAACAUUGACUAGCUUCUUUGCAAUGUGUGAAGCAGAUCCAUUCGCAGCGACGCUGAUGUACGUUGAAAUGCCCAAGUAUUACACUUGGAAUCAAUCAACAAAGAAAUUCCAACGUCGCAAACAAGGAACCCCAGUUCCAGACUGGCCACAGGUGUUUUCAACUGAUGCACUAGGUCAUUCAGUUGUUUCAUCAAAUGCGUACCAAAUACGAACGCUGUUCGCAAUUAUCAUCACCACAUGUUUUCCUUCACAACCAAUUCAGUUAUGGAACAAAUACAAAGACGCCAUAUGUGAAGAUAUCUUGCAUCGCUUGCGUAUUCAAACGAAUAAUCCUGACAUCCAAAUAACCGAUGAAAUCUACAAUGAAGGAUUGAUUCUGAUUGAGGAUCAAUGCUUGACUAUUGCAAACAAGCUACUGAUUGAAGUAGGAAUGAUUGCGCCAAAUCGAUCGAUGCACGAUGCAUUCAACCAAGAAUUAAAUCGAGAGCUGCAAUACAAUGUUGAUACAUUGCAGGAAUUCGUUAGAAAUAAUGUUCCCGGUGGACAAAAUACUGGUGGUCUAUUCUUCCUGGAUGCACCUGGAGGAACAGGGAAAACAUUUGUCAUUUCAUUGAUUUUGGCCACUAUUCGAUCAAGAUGUGACAUAGCUUUGGCGUUAGCAUCAUCUGGAAUUUUGGCGACUCUUCUAGAUGGCGGUCGUACUGCACAUUCUGCGCUUAAGUUGCCACUCAAUUUAAACACAAUUGAUACUCCAACGUGCAAUAUUUCCCGAUCCAGUGCAAUGGGAAAAUUGUUAAUGCAAUGCAAGCUUAUUGUUUGGGAUGAGUGCACAAUGGCACAUAAGAAAUCACUUGAAGCACUUAACUUCACACUGAAGGAUCUUCGGAGAAAUAACAACAUCUUUGGCGGCUUGAUGAUAUUGUUGGCAGGCGAUUUCAGGCAGACGUUGCCAGUAGUUCCCCGUGGAACGCCUGCAGAUGAAUUGAAUGCUUGCCUAAAGGCAUCACCUUUAUGGAAUAACGUAAAAACAUUAUCGCUAACCACUAAUAUGAGAGUUCAACUUCAAAAUGAUCAAAGUGCUGCACAAUUUUCCAAACAAUUGUUAGAUCUUGGAAAUGGAAAAGUCCCAGUUGAUGCGACAUCUGGAUUAAUUACUCUUACCAACGACUUUUGCCGAUUUGUAGACACUCAAUUAGUUCUUAUUGAAAAUGUUUUCCCAAACAUUAGUGAGAAUUAUAAGAAUUAUGCUUGGUUAAGUCAACGAGCAAUUCUUGCAGCAAAGAAUAAUGAUGUCCACGCACUGAAUUUCACCAUUCAAUCAAAAAUUGCUGGCGAUUUGGUGACAUACAAAUCCGUUGAUUCAAUAACAAAUCCCGAUGAUGUAGUAAAUUAUCCAACGGAGUUUUUGAACUCUCUGGAGAUACCAGGAUUUCCACCACAUAACUUGCAACUGAAAGUUGGUACAGUUAUUUUGAUACUGCGUAAUUUGAAUCCACCGCGACUUUGCAACGGUACUCGACUUUCGGUAAAGAGACUUAUGCCGAAUUUAAUUGAGGCAACCAUUAUUAACGGAAAGUACGCAGGUGAAAAUGUAUGUAUUCCUCGAAUACCAAUGAUUCCGACUGAUCUUCCGUUUGACUUCAAACGAUUGCAAUUCCCAGUUCGCCUUGCGUUCGCAAUGACAAUUAAUAAGUCGCAAGGCCAAUCGCUUAGUGUUUGCGGGAUAAAUUUGGAAAAUCAUUGUUUUUCACAUGGACAGUUAUACGUUGCGUGUUCACGAGUUGGGAACCAUCCGCUUUGUUUGUGUUAA